GCGUUUCCUCUAAAAAGUCAUUUUAAAAGACCUCAUAUUUCAAGACAAAGAACAAAACCCCCCAAGGUCAAGCUCCAAUUGGAAGCGGUCAUUGCUGAAACAUUGAGACACGGAGUAACUAGUGUGGCAAUACUUUCCUCUUCAUGAAAACACAUCUAAUGGGGUAUAUAAUAAUCAAAUGAUUCCUACAAGAUGUGGUGUUCCAAUGCUGCUUCGAUCAUCAUCCACUAUUCAAUAAUGCUUUUCAACAAGUUUUAUAAUUUGGCAAGUGCCUCAUUUGCAUUUGCUUCAAUACUACUCGAAAAUCCAUUUGAAGUCAAUACAACAAACCAUGUUCAAUUAGCAUCUUAUAAUUACACCUCAGGUACCUUCAAUGCUGAUUUGUUUGUGCAUAAUGACGGUUAUGACAAGAAUGUUUACUUGUAUUAUGAAAACACGGAAGGAGACUCAACACCAUUGACGGUUCUUGCUGGUCAAUUUUUAAAAGACCUGGGUAAUAACUGGGAACUUUGGUCAAUAUCAUCUCCAAUAUAUCAAGAAGAAGGUUUAACCAAAUUAUUGAAUGUCACUUUUGAUUCCAUUACUACUGGUGAGGUUUAUUCGCAAGAAUUGAAUAUUGAAGUUGAACAAGAAGGUGAAAUAAAAGAGUCUGAAAAAGCUCCAGAACCAAAAGUGACUCCUUCAGGUUUCUACGAGGAUAUAGACAACUGGUUGAACCCAACUGACUUGAACGCACAAUCCUACAAAUCUAAAACUCGUGUGUUUGAUAACAUCAAUGUCAAUGGCUCAGUUCCAGGAUUGGUCAUUGCUGCUCAAUCAUAUUAUGAGCCAGAUUAUGCCUAUCAUUGGAUUCGUGAUGCUGGUUUGACUUUUGAUGCCAUCUUCAAAUUAUAUGAAUCCUUACCAAAUAGAGAUUCACCUGCAGCUAGAGAUAUUGAGGAUUAUUUUCUGCAAUUCAUCCAAGCCUCAAUUGAUGAACAGAAAGAUAGAAGCGCCAUUGCUGGGUUAGGUGAACCUAAGUUUUACUUGGGUAAUAACUCGGGGUAUCAAGGUGCUUGGGGUCGUCCUCAAAAUGAUGGUCCAGCUAUUAGAGCUUUUGCCUUGAUUGAGUUUGUCAAAGACUACAUUAAAAAAGGUGGUGAUAGAGACUACAUUAUUGACAAGGCUUGGGAAGAGCCAAUAUUGGUUGAUUUGAAAUUUGUUGCUUCAAAUUGGACUGAAUCAAACUUUGAUUUAUGGGAAGAAGUUAACUCAGAUCAUUUCUUUACAAAAUUUGUUCAAAGACGGGCGCUGAUACAAGGUGCUGAAUUCGCGUCUGAAUACCUGAAGGACUUCUCAACAUACAAGACUCUCACAGAGGCUGCCAAUGAAUUGAAUGAUACAUUAUCAACAUUUGUCUAUCCUUUGAGAAACAUCAUUUUGAAUACUUAUGGCCCUGUACAAAGGGGGAAGGCUUCAUAUAAAGAUUUGUCAGUCAUUCUAGCUAUUAAUCAUGCUUAUCUAGGUGAUGGUGUUUUUGCUCCUACUGAUGACUAUGUCGUGAGAACAGUCUAUGAAGUUGCCACUUCAUUUAUUGAUGUGUACAAUUUAUCCCAGACCACUCAUGAUCAAAGUGGCUUACCAUUAGCUCCACCAACUGGAAGAUAUCCAGAGGAUGUUUACAAUGGGACUGGAUCCAGUCUAGCUAACCCAUGGUAUUUGUCAAAUUCCGCUUUUGCAGAAUAUUUUUUCACUGCUGCUAAAGAUUUCCAAGAUAAAGGUUCAAUAACCAUUUCUAAUUUAACUGCACCAUUCUGGAAAUUUUAUGGCUCGGGAGUUGAUGCUACUGAAAGAACUAUUACCAAAGAUUCUGAAGAUUUUAGUAAGUUGAUUCAAGCUAUGAUUGCUUGGGGUGAUGCGUACUUAAGAGUUGUCAAAUAUUAUUCUGGAGAUGAUGGUCACUAUUCUGAGCAGUUUGAUAAAGAUACUGGGGUACAGAGGGGUGCAAAGGACUUGACUUGGUCUUAUGCUUCAAUUUUAACUGCUGCUAUUGCUAGAUCCAAGGUUAGAGUGGCUUUAAGUAUUCCUAUCAUCUGCCUAAUGACUCCAAAUACGUUUAUGGCUUUAAAAGACACAUUUCACAUCCCAAUUAGGGAAGAUAUCAUGAGCUUUACAAUCAUGCCCUACAUUGCCAUUUCCAAAUCACUUGUUGGAAUUGCUAACAGUACUACAAGGGUCAUUAAGCGUAAUGUUACUGAAAUGAUUUCCUCAAUAGAACUUUCAAGAUAUUUCAGCUUUGCUGAAAAGAAGAGAAAGAAAAUCAUGUUUGCACUGUCAUUCAUAAGGGUUGUUUUUUACAUUACUUUUGUGCUCCAUUCUAGAUUAGUUGAUAUCAGCGAAUUCGACUCUAUUGGAUCAUUUUGUUGCUGGACUAUAGCUAGACCAUUUAUAUACUUCACUUUGGCUGUCUGUGAAUUGUGGACUCUUUUAGUUUUAUUCACAAAGGAGGCAUCAAAGAUCACCAUCGGAUGGUUCAGAUACUCACAAAACUUGCUGUUAUCACCAUGCUGGAAUGAACUUUUUGAAAAUUCUAUUGACAAACUCUCAUCCGAACAUUUGGUUAUAACUUUGGAGGGAAGGUGCUUGCAAGGAGUUGUUCUGGAUGACUGCAAUGCUCUAUCGCACGAGGUAAACCAACCAACAGGAUCAAUGCUUACCACCUUAGUUGGCCUGCCAGAUCAGACAAUUUUAUCACCCAAAUGCUGUAUUCGCACAGUAUCAUCUAAGAACCAGAAGGAUUGA
Messenger RNA from Hansenula anomala, 2781 nucleotides. RefSeq names its product glycoside hydrolase family 15 protein. Gene Ontology annotation, molecular function: glucan 1,4-alpha-glucosidase activity. The record is from RefSeq and is a predicted model, not a curated record. NCBI's taxonomy places the organism in Eukaryota, Fungi, Ascomycota, Saccharomycetes, Phaffomycetales, Wickerhamomycetaceae. The transcript is spliced from 3 exons. Gene Ontology annotation, cellular component: fungal-type vacuole. Bases 193 to 2781 code for a protein of 862 amino acids. Gene Ontology annotation, biological process: polysaccharide metabolic process.